CGGGUGUGUUGUGAGCAGGUAAAACACUAAAAUGUGUGAGACUGGGGUACACCAGUACCAGGCUUGGGAACCUAUGCUUUACGGCAAUCUGUAUAUGUACGAUUUCCGGAUUUCUUUUGUCACCUUCGUUCGAGUCACUUGUCGUUCGUCUCUUCAGGCCUGACUCGGUUCUCGCGUCUUGCCAAUCCCCGCGGUUCGAGGCGCUCGGCGCUCGGCUCUUGUCUCCGUGAGUCUGAGGAACGCUUGGGAACAUGGCGUCAGACGGAAUGAUUUUAACUAACCAUGACCACCAAAUUCGAGUUGGAAUCUUGACAGUGAGUGACAGCUGUUUCAGAAACCUUGCUGAAGACCGAAGUGGAAUCAACCUUAAAGAUCUCGUUCAUGACCCAUCCUUGCUUGGAGGCAUAAUAUCUGCAUACAAAAUAGUACCUGAUGAGAUAGAUGAAAUCAAGGAGACUCUAGUGGACUGGUGUGACGAGAAAGAGCUUAACCUUAUCUUGACUACUGGUGGAACUGGCUUUGCUCCUCGUGAUGUCACACCAGAGGCCACGAGGGAAGUGAUUGAACGUGAAGCUCCAGGGAUGGCCCUUGCCAUGCUCAUGGGCUCAUUAAAUGUCACACCUCUCGGCAUGCUGUCCAGACCUGUAUGCGGCAUCAGAGGCAAAACUCUCAUCAUUAAUCUACCUGGCAGCAAGAAAGGCUCACAGGAGUGCUUCCAGUUCAUCUUGCCUGCCCUGCCUCAUGCCAUCGACCUUCUGCGUGAUGCUAUAGUGAAAGUGAAGGAGGUUCACAAUGCACUGGAGGACCUGCCCUCACCCCCACCACCCCUCUCACCUCCCCCUGUCACCAGCCCACAUAAGCAGACUGAGGAAAAGGGCAUUCAGUGCGAGGAAGAAGAGGAGGAAAAGAAGGACAGUGGAGUUGCCUCGACCGAGGAUAGUGGCUCCUCACAUAUCACAGCAGCGGCUAUUGCUGCAAAGCAUGUUCAUCUUCAGAGUGUAUUCCAUCCCACCCAUUCUGUUGUAAUGGCCAAAGGGGGGCAGCCAUUGACUUGCUUCAUCCCUCCCACCACCCUUUCCUCUCAUUUCACCUGCUCCUGUGGAGACAAGAUUCCAGACGCUAUUAUUUCUCGGGGCGUUCAGGUGUUGCCACGGGACACAGCCUCUCUCAGUACCACCCCCUCAGAGUCUCCCCGUGCUCAGCAGUCCCGCCUGUCCACUGCCUCCUGCCCCACUCCCAAAGCAUCACGGAGAGAGUUCAGGGCACACUUGGAUGAGGUCAUCACGCUCCAGUCAAGGUACUCUACCUUGGACCAGGUGCAGUCGCGGUGUGGCAGCAAAGAGAACAUCCUAAGGGCAAGUCAUAGUGCAGUAGACAUCACAAAGGUGGCACGAAGACACCGCAUGUCCCCUUUCCCCCUUACCUCCAUGGACAAGGCCUUCAUCACUGUACUGGAGAUGACUCCUGUUCUUGGCACUGAGCUCAUCAACUAUAGAGAUGGAAUGGGUCGAGUCUUAGCUCAGGAUGUCUAUGCCAAAGACAGUCUGCCUCCUUUUCCAGCCUCAGUCAAAGAUGGCUAUGCUGUUCGAGCUGCUGAUGGCCCAGGAGAUAGAUUUCUCAUCGGGGAGUCCCAGGCUGGGGAGCAGCCUACUCACACAGUGAUGCCAGGCCAGGUAAUGAGGGUGACGACGGGAGCUCCUAUCCCAUGUGGAGCAGAUGCUGUAGUGCAAGUAGAAGAUACAGAGUUACUGAGGGAGUCUGAAGACGGCACAGAGGAAUUGGAGGUGCGGAUUCUGGUGCAGGCACGCCCAGGCCAGGACAUUAGGCCAAUUGGUCAUGACAUAAAACGUGGUGAAUGUGUGCUAGCCAAAGGAACACACAUGGGCCCAUCUGAAAUUGGCCUGUUGGCCACGGUGGGAAUCACAGAGGUGGAGGUGCACAAGUUCCCUGUUGUGGCAGUCAUGUCUACUGGCAAUGAAUUGUUGAAUCCUGAAGAUGACCUCCACCCAGGGAAGAUCAGGGACAGUAACCGCUCCACACUGCUGGCUACCAUCCAAGAGCAUGGCUACCCCACGAUUAACCUUGGAAUUGUCGGAGACAACCCAGAUGACCUGUUGAAUGCCCUGAAUGAGGGAAUAAGUCGUGCAGAUGUCAUCAUCACAUCUGGAGGAGUGUCCAUGGGAGAGAAGGACUACUUGAAGCAGGUUCUGGACAUUGACCUCCAUGCCCAAAUCCACUUUGGUCGGGUGUUUAUGAAGCCAGGUCUUCCCACUACAUUUGCCACCUUAGACAUCGAUGGCACACGAAAGCUCAUCUUUGCCCUGCCAGGUAAUUUCACCUACAGAAACACAGGGGUGACUUUCCUUGAGGCCAUGCCCAUGAGCGACAGCGAGGCAAGCAGGCUACCCAUAUCUCCUCCCCCACGCAGAACCUUGUACAAAGGUGUUCCUGAGGGUAACCCAGUGUCAGCAGUUGUCACCUGUAAUCUCUUUGUUAUCCCCGCGUUGAGAAAAAUGCAGGGUAUCCUGGACCCAAGGCCAACAAUCAUCAAAGCCAGGCUCUCCUGUGAUGUUAAGUUGGACCCACGUCCAGAGUACCACCGCUGUAUAUUGACAUGGCAUCACCAAGAGCCCCUGCCUUGGGCACAGAGUACAGGAAAUCAAAUGAGUAGUCGGCUAAUGAGCAUGCGCAGUGCCAACGGCCUUCUGAUGUUGCCUCCUAAAACAGAGCAAUACGUGGAGCUGCACAAAGGCGAGGUGGUGGACGUCAUGGUUAUAGGGCGGUUAUGAUGUCAUCAAAUAGUAUAUAAACAGAAAAGAAAAAGUGGUGCAUGUCCACAUAUCAUUUAUUAUAUUGUAAUAUGCAAUGGCACAGUUAUUUUUAUUAUUUUUUUCUAUUUGGUCAAAAGUUGCUGAUGUAUAAUCAACAUUGCAAACAAAAGCAAACUUAAAAAGUUAUGGAUAGACAUAGUAUUUCAGCAAGAGAGGGAGUAUGUAUGUGUGUAUAUAUAUGUGUAUAUAUAUAUAUAUAUAUAUAUACACAUACAUACAUACUGUGGAUGUAAAAAGUCUAAACACCCAUGUUAAAAUUGCAGGUUUUUGUGAUGUAAAAAAAAAAAAUUUGAAGGGAUGUCCUGUUUUUGGUAAUGUCAGUGUGGUGCCCCAUUUUCUCCACUUCAUAAUGAUGGCCUUCUCAGUGUUUAAUGGUACAGCUAAUGUUUAGAAAAUUCUUUUGACCUUCAGGCGUUCUUUUGUACCUCCUGAAGGAGACCUUUUAACAGGGAGAUUCCGUACAUGCUUUGUAAGAUCUUUGCGGACCAUGGGUUCAGCAGCCGGAUGAAACCAAAAAGACGUCAAGAAAAUCCUACAGAAAAGCUGAUCUUUAUUUGGGCUUAAUCAGAAUUGCUUUGUUGAUGACAGGUGUAUGAUAAUUACUUUUAAACAUUUGUUUGAAUGUAAUUGGUUAAUUCUGGGCACAGUCACAUGCCCCAUUAUAAAUGGGGGUGCACACUUAGGCCACCAGUUUAAUGUAUUUUUUCUUUUUCUUUUUUCUCCCCUAAAACAUUUCUAUUUUUGAUUUUCACUUGAAUUUUGUUGGUUGCUAUUAUUAUAUUAAAAGGGGGAAAAGAUCUAAUAUGAUUAAUCUUGGUUUCAUUUUUCAUCACAGCGGCAAAAACCUGCAAUUUUAACGGGGUGUGUAGACUUUUUAUAUCCACUGUAUAUGUGUGUGUGUGUGUGUGUAUGUAUGUGUAUAUAUACACACAACAUGGCCAAAAGUUUGCGGACACCUGUCCAUAACACUCAUAGUUUUGAACAUCCUAUUCCAGAUUUAGCUGCCUUUUGCUGUUAUAAUAACCUCCACUCUUUUGGGAAGGCUUUCCACUAGAUUUUUGAACAUGGCAGUAGGGAUUUGCCCAUUCAGCCUCAAGAGCCGUCGUGUGGUCAGGCACUGAUGUUGGGUGAGGAGGCCUGGGGUGUAGUCGGUGUUCUAGUUCAUCUCAAGGGUGUUCUCUGGGGUUAAGGUCAGGGUUCUGUUCAGGGCACUUGAGUUCUUCUGCACCAACCUAUGGACCUCACUUUGUGCACAGGGGCACUGUCAUGAUGGAACAUGUUUGGGCCCCUUAGUUCCAGUGAAGAUAAAUUGUAAUGGUACAGCAUACAAAGACAUCUUAUAUAAUUUGUGCUUCCAACUUUGUGGCAACAGUUUGGGGAAGGCCCACAUAUACGUGUGAUGGUCAGCUGUCCAGCUGCCCACCUACUUUUGGCCACAUAUAUGUGUGUGUGUGUAUAUAUAUAUAUAUAUAUAUAUAUAUAUAUAUAUAUAUAUAUAUAUAUAUAUAUAUAUAUAUAUAUAUAUGUGUAUAUAUAUAUAUAUAUAUGUGUAUAUAUAUAUAUAUAUAUAUGUACAUACUUUUGGGCACAUAUAUAUGUAUUUACACACACACAUAUACAUACAUACACUGUGUCCCAAAGGUCUCCAUACUUAGGGGACGAUGUAUGCCAGCACCACGUCGGUUGUGCCUUCAUGAGUAGAUGUUCUCGGUUGACGUGGAUGUCACUUCUCCACUUCAAGUCAUUUUGAAUUUGUUAAUAAGUUUGGCAACAGUGUUGUGUGUGAUGUGCUUGCCAUGUUUCCUGUUAUAGUCAAUUGCAACCUUGCAACAGCUUCCUGCUCCAGCCAUGAGAAUGAUUUCAAAACCUUCAUAGGCAUUCUUUUCAAGGCUAUUUGAAAAAAAAAUUGUAAUAUAAUUUGUAAAAUUGUGGAAGACAUUUUGCUAAAAAAAAAUUAUUUCCCCUAUGUAUGGAGACUUUUAGGACACUGUGUAUCCUACCCUGUGUGAAGAAAAAAAAAAAAAUAAAUAAAUAUAUAUAUAUAUAUAUAUAUAUAUAUAUAUAUAUAUAUAUAUAUAUAUAUAUAUAUAUAAAAAACACUGAUUAUCUCGUUACUGUGGCACCUGUCAAGGGGUGGGAUAUAUUAGGCAGCAAGUUCUCAAAGUUUAGUUCUCGAAUUUGAUGUGUUUGAAGCAUGAAAAAUGGGAAAAUGCAAGAAUUUGGGUGACUUUGACAAGGGCCAAAUUGUGAUGGCUAGACGACUGAGUCAGAGCAUCUCCAAAGCGGCAGGUCUUGCGGGGUGUUCCUGGUAUGCACUGGUUAGUACCUACCAAAAGUGGUUCAAGGAAGGACAGUCGGUCCGAUCCCACAGAAGAGCUACUGUAGCACAAAUUGCAGAAAAAGUUAAUGCUGGCUAUGAUGGAAAGGUGGCAGAGUGCAUCGCUGCUUGCUGUAUAUGGGGUUGCAUAGCUGCAGACUGGUCAGAGUGCCCAUGCUGACCCCUGUCCACAGCCGAAAGCGUCUACAAUGGGCAUGUGAGCAUCAGAAGUGGACCAUGGAGCAAUGAAAGAAGGUGGCUUGGUCUGAUGAAUCAUGUUUUCUUCUACAUCAUGUGGACAGCCGGGUUUGUGUGCAUAGCUUACCUGGGGAAGAGCUGGCACCAAGUACACCCCUUCAUGGCAACGGUAUUCCCUAAUGGCAUUGGCCUCUUUUAGCAGGAUACCUCAAACCAUUCCUGAAUAAUUUUUGCAGUGUGCAGGGCACAUUACUCUGGGGUAUGUACUUGGUCUGCAACAAUGUUUAGGUAGGUGGUAUGUGUCAAAUAACAUCCACAUGAAUGCCAAGACCCAAAGUUUCCCAGCAGAACAUUGCCCAGAGCAUCACACUGCCUCUGCCGGCUUGCCUUCUUUCCAUAGUGCAUCUUUGUGCCAUCUCUUCCCAGGUAAGUGACGCACACCCAAAACGCAAAAAAAAUUACUGCACAUGUAAAAGAAAACAUGAUUCUUCAGACCAGGCCACCUUCUUCCAUUGCUCCAUGGUCCAGUUCUGAUGCUCACAUGCCCAUUGUCAAAGUAGGCGCUUUUGGCAGUGGACAGGGGUCAGCAUGGGCACUCUGACCGGUCUGUAGCUACGCAGCCCCAUACGCAGCAAGCAGCGUUGCAAUGUGUGUUCUGACAGCUUUCUGUCAUAGCCAGCAUUAAUGUUUUCUGCAAUUUAUGCUACAGUAGCUCGUCUCUGGGAUCGGACCAGAUGGGCUAACCUUUGCUUCCAAGGCGCAUCAGUGAGCCUUGGGCGCCCGUGACCCUGUCGCUGGUUCACUGGAUGUCCUCCUUGAACCACUUUUGGUGGGUACUAACCACUGCAUACCUGACCCAGUCAUCUAGCCAUCACAGUUUGGCCCUUGUCAAAGUUGCUCAGAUCCUUACACUUGCCUAUUUUUCCUGCUUCAACACAUCAAUAUCGAGAACUGACUGUUCAUUUGCUGCUAUCCCACCCCUUGACAGGUGCAAUUGUGAGGAGAUAAUCUAUGAUAAUCAAGGUUUUAAUGUUAUGGCACACACACACGCACACACACACAAUAAAUAAAUAAAUAUAUAUAUAUAUAUAUAUAUAUAUAUAUAUAUAUAUAUAUAUAUAUAUACAUACAUACAUACAUACAUACACUUUUUUUUUCCACACAGGAACAUCAUACUAAUACUGGGUAAGAACCCCUCCCUUUUGCUCACACAACAGCCUCAAUUCUUCAAGGAGUGAAUUCCACAAAAUCUUGGAAAUGUUGUCAUUGUUGUAUUAGCUAAUUGAUACGACUCAUCUAUUCUUUGAAUGCUACAGCCAAUCUGAUUACUGUUGCUGAUCACGCGCAUCGCUUUAUGGCCACAAUUUAUCUUAUAAUGGCUACUUUCAGCAUGAUAAUGCACCAAGACACAAAGCACAAGUCAUCUUAAACUGGUCCCAUUAACAUGACAAUGAGUUCAUUGUAAUUCAUUGGCCUCCCCAGUCACCAGAUGUGAAUGGGGCAUCUUUGGGAUGUGGUAGAAUGGGAGAUUCACAGCAUACAUUUUUAGCUGACAGAUCUGCAAGUUAUGUAGUUAUGCGUACAAUUAUGCAUUCGUGUCAACAUGAAAUAGACACUUUUUCCAGCACUUUGUGGAGUCUAUGCAAUGAAGAAUUGAGGCUGUUCUGAGAGCAAAGUUGGAGUUCUACCCAGUGUUAAUGUUGGCUAUGUAUAUACACACACAUACUGGUUAUAAUUUUUUUUGUGCACAAAAGAGAAUAGCAAUUAAAUAAGGAAACCUACUUUUUUUUACCAGGAGGGCAAACUUGUUAAGCCUGUAGAAAAAAGACUUAUAGACAGUGCAAAUAUGACUAUGACUAUUUUCAUUAACUAUGAAAAUAUAUAUAGUGUGCUACAAGUGCCUAUUUAGAGUGAUAAAGAUUUUGGGCUUUUGCAAUUAGAUUAAAUUAGAUAUAGAGUGUUCCAGUAAAGUCAUUUCUAACAUUUCUUAAUUUACUAAACAUAAUAAUAAACAAUUCUCAAUUCAUUAUACCUAUUUUAGUUUAAUAAAUUAAAAAAUUUAAAAUGAGGUCAUUUUAUGCUAAGAAUAUUUGCUAUGUUCAGAUACUUUUGAUUUUAUAAGGAGCACCUGUAAACAUGCUAAUUCAUGCAGUUAUUCAUGCAACCAAUCAGGUGGCAGCAGCACAGUGCAUAAAAGAAUACAGAAAUUGAACAGCUGAAAAAAAUGGGAAAACAUUGCCUGGUUUUUCUCCAGUCUUCAUCUGUCCAUUUUGUGGGUGAGCCUGUGUCCUCUGUAACCUCAGAUUCCUGCUUUUGGCUGACAGGAAUGGAACCCGAUGUACUCUUCUGCCUUUGUUGCCCAUCCUCCUUAAAGUUGUGCAUUCCAAGUGGCUCUUCUGCUCACUAUGAUUGUAAAGAAUGGUUAUUUGAGUUAGCAUAGACUUCCUGUCACCUAGAACCAGUCUAGCCAUUCUCCUCUGACUCUACAGACUGUUGUGUGUGAAAAUCUCAGGAGAUCAGCAGUUUCUGAAAUACUCAAACCAGCCGUCUUGUACCAACAAUGAUGUGAUGGUCAGAGUCACUGAGAUCAUCAUUUUUUCCCCAUUCUGAUGUUUGAUGUGAAUAUUAACUGAACCUCUUAACCUGUAUCUGCAUGAUUUUAUGCAUCAUUAUUUUUAUAUAUGUUAUAUGCACACACACACACGAUGAUUAGAAAAAGUCUACACGCUCCUGUUAAAAUGGCAGAUUUUUGCAAUGUAAAAAAAAAGGAAACCAAGUUAAAUCAUGUCAGAACUUUUUCCACCCUCAGUGUGAAAUUACAACAUAUAAAAAUUAAGUGAAAAACAAUCAGAAACAUUUUAGGGGAAAAUCACAUUCAAUUUCAUGUUCAAAAGUAAUUAUCAUACACCUGUCAUCAAUGAAAUUGUUCUGAUUAACCCCAAAUAAAGAACAGCCAUUUGUGUAGGAUUUUCUUCACAUCAUCUUGGUUUCAUCUGACUGCUGAAGCCAUAGUCUGCACAGAGCUUACAAAGCAUAUAUGAUAUCUUUCUUGUUGAAAGGUAUGGAUCAGAAGAGGGGUAUAAAAGAAUUUCCAGGACAUUAAAUGUACAAAUGAACACCGUAAAAGGCCAUCAUCAACAAAUAGAGAAAAUGGAGCACCACAGUGACAUCACCAAGAACAGGAGGUCCUGUCAAAAUUUAUAAAAGGACAAGACAAAAACUUACCAGGGAGGCUGCCAAGAGACCUACAGCAACAUUAAAGGAGCUGCAGGAAUAUCAGACACGUACUGAUUACUCUCUGCAUGUGACAACAAUCUUUCAUUUUUCACUUGUCUGGGCUACGGUGGCUAGACGGAAGCUCUUUCUCACAAAAAACUAGCUCAACUAAAACUCCCCAAACCAUGUGGCAAAAUGUGUUAUGGUCUGAUGAGACCAAUUACAAAAGGUAUAAUAAUUCUAUAAUUUCAAAAGGUAUGUUUGGUGCAAAAAAGCACAUCACUAAAAAACACCAUACCCACAGUGCAGCAGGGUGGUGGCAGCAUCUUCCUUUUCUUUACCAGUCAAUUUUAGUGCAAAACUUUUCAGGUGUCUACUAGUAAGCUGAAGAUGAAAAGGAAUUUCACAUUUCAACAUGACCAAUGGGUUAACCAAAAGAAGAUCAAUGUUUUUGAAUGGCCUAGCCAGAGCCCAGUCCUGAAUCCCACUAAAAAUCUGUGGACUCACAUGAAGUGGGCUGUGCACAGGAGAUGCCCUUACUAUUUGAUGGAUCUAGAAUGUUUUGUUUUGAAGGUUGUGAAAAUAUUGGAAAGUCAAGGUGUGCCACGCUGAUCAACUGUUACCCAAAAAGACUGAGUAGUGUAAUAAAUUCAAAAGGUACUUCAACAAAGUACUCGUUUAAGGGUUGUGCACUAUUAUGCAACUAGGUUAUUGUACAUUUUUUAUUUAUCCUUUUUUCCCCUAAAAAAAGUUUCUGAUUGUUUUGCACUUAAUUUCUAAGUUGACAGUGGAAAAAGUUCUGACAUGAUUUAUCUUGGUUUCAUUUGCAUCACAAAAACCUGCCAUGUUAACAGGGGUGUGUAGACUUUCUAUAUCCAUGCUGUGUGUGUGUGUGUAAUAUUAUGCAUUUUCCAUGAAACUUCAUACUUUCAUACAUCAAUUGAGCUGUAAAAUGAACAGCAAAUGUACUCAAGACAUUCACAAGGUUAGAAAUAAUGAUUUUUGCUUGAAAUAAGAAUUUUAACCUUCAAAUUUUGCUUUUGUCAAAGAAUCUUCCCUUUGCAGCAAUUACAGCCUUGCAGACCUUUGGCAUUCUUGCUCUCAGUUUGUUGAAGUAAUCUGAGGAAAUUUCACCCCAUGCUUCUCGAAGCACCUCCCACAAGUUGGAUUGGCUUGAUGGGCACUUUUUAUGAACCAUAUGGUCAAACUGCUUCCACAACAGCUCAAGAGGGUUGAGAUCUGGGCCAGUCCAUUACAGAUAGUAUACCAGCUAACUGCUUCUUCGCUAACUAGUUUUUGCAUAGUUUGGAGCUGUGCUUUGGGUCAUUGUCCUGUUGUAGAAGGAACUUGGCUCCAGUCAAGCACUGCCCACAGGGUAUGACAUGGCAUUGCAAAAUGGAGUGAUAGCCUUCCUUGUUCAAGAUCCCUGUUAUCUUGUAUAAAUAUCCCACUUUUGCUCCACUGAAGCACCCCAUCAACUUUCCUCCACCAUGCUUGACAGAUGGAGUCAAGCACUCCGCCAGCAUCUUUAAAUUUUUUUUUUCUGCAUCUCACAAAUGUUCUUCUUUGUGUUCCAAACGCCUCUAACUUAGAUUUGUCUAUCCAAUUUUUUCUAAUUUUCCUCUGUCCAGUGUCUCUGUUCUUUGGCCCAUCUUAGUCUCUUCCUUUUAUUGGCCAGUCUCAGAUUUGACUUUUGCUUUGUAAUUCUGCCUAGAAGGCCAGCAUCCUGGAGCCAUCUCUUGACUGUUGAAGUUGAGACUGGUGUUUUGUGGGUACCAUUCAAUGAAGCUGCCAGUUGAGGACCUGUGAGAUGUCUGUUUCUCAAGUACUUCCCACUUCUCUUUCUAUCCUGGUUAGAGCCUUUUUGUGCUGUUCUUUGAAGGGAGUGAUGCACACCGUUGUAUGAAAUCUUCAAUUUCUUGGCAAUUUGUCACAUGGAAUAGACAACCUUUCUUAGAACACGAAUAGACUGACAAGUUUCAGAAGAGACUUGUUUUCUUUUUCUGGGCAUUUUGAGUCUAUAAUAGAACCCACAAAUGUUGAUGCUCUAGAUACUUAGCUAGCCUAAAGAAGACCACUUUUAUUGCUUCUUUAAUCAGCACAAUGGUUUUCAGCUGUGGUAGCAUAAUUGCAAAUGGGUUUUCUAAUGAUUAAUUAGCCUUUUAACAUGAUAAACCUGGAUUAGCUAUCACAAUGUGCUAUUGGAACACAAUUGUGAUGGUUGCUGAAAAUAACUCUCUUUAUGCCUAUGUAGAUAUUCCAUUAAAAAUCAUAAGUUUCCAGCUAUAAUAGUCAUUUAUAACAUUAACAAUGUCUAAACUGUAUUUUUGAUUAAUUUAAUGUUAUUUUAGUUGAACAAAGUGUGCUUUUCUUUCAAAACUAAGAGAAUUUUGAAGAGACCCCAAACUGUUGACCAGUAGUAUAUGUUUGAUUUCUUCUAUAUUUGCAUGUUUGCCACAGUUAAUUGUUUCAGAUCUUCAAACAACAUUUAUACAAGAAAACCUAAGUAAACAUAAAGUACAGUUUUUAAAUGAUCAUUUCAUUUAUUGAAGGAAAAAAAUAUCCAAAACCACCUGGCCCUGUGUGAAAAAGUAAGUACCCCUUAGUUAUGCAAUCAACCAAUUAACCAAAUUUAUAAUUGGGUUCAAUUAGACUAGACACACCCAGGAUUGAUUACUGCCAUACCUGUUGAAUCUGAGCAUCACUUAAAUAGAACCUUUCCAGCAAUGUGACAUGUGGCAAUGUAACAAUGUGGCUAAAAGGUCGAGAAGCAGCACACUAUGCCGCGAUCGUAAGAAAUUCCGGAAGAGAUGAGAAAGAACAUUAUUGAAUUAUAUCUGUCUGCAAAGGGUUACAAAGCCAUUUCUAAGGCUCAGGCGCUCCAGCAAACCACAGUAAGAGCCAUCGAUAAAACUUGGAUCAGUGGUGAAUCUUUCCAGCAGUGGCAGGCCUACCAAAAGAGCUCACUGAUGACUCAUCCAGGAAGUCACAAAAGAACUCAAACAAACAUCCAGGAACUGACCUUGCUCGACUCAGACAAGGUCAGCCUUCAUGAGCCCACCAUUAGAAAGAGACUGAGCAAAAAUGAUUUACAUGGGAGAGCUACAAGACAAAAACCACUGCUGACCAAGAGGAACAUAAAGGCUCUUCUCACACUUGCCAAACAAACCUUGAUGACUCUCCAAACUUUUGUGAUAAGGUUCUAUGGACUGAUGAGUUGAAAGUGGAACUUUUUUGGGAGCCAUAGAUCCCACCCCUUGCACAGAUGUUACACAGCAUCCAGAAUAAGAACAUAGUACCAGCACUCAAACAUGGUGCUGGCAGUGUGAUAGUGUGGGGAUAAUUGACAGAAUAUCAAUUCUGCUCUCUACCAGAAAAUCCUGAAGGAGAAUGACUAGUCAUCAGUCUGUGAUCUGAAGCUUAAGCACAAUUGAGUCAUCUAGCAAGAUAAUGAUCUGAAGCACACAAGCAAGUCCACUUUUGAAUGGCUCAAAAGAAACAAAAUUAAGGUUUUGGAGUGGCCUAGUCAAAGUCCUUACUUGAACCCUAUUGAGGUGCUGUGGCAGGACCUUAAAUGGGCAGUUCUUGAUUGAAAGCCCUCUAAUGUAACUAAAUUAAUGCAAUUCUGCAAGAAGAGAAAAAAAUUGAAGAGAAAAAGACUGAGUUAUUAGAAGCGUUUAGUUGCAGUUGUUGCUGCCAAAGGUGGCACAACCAGUUAUGUUUAGGCCCUCCCAACCCAGGUGCUUUUUCACAUGGUCGAUAUAGGUGCAUAACCUAUGCAUAAUUUUUUUCCUUCAAUAAAUGAAAUGUUUGUUUAAAAACAGUGUUUUGCGUCUUCAUGUUCCCCUUGUCUUACUAUAUAUUUAUGAGGAUCUAACACCAUUUAGUGUGACAAAUAUGCAAAAUUAGAGGGAAUGCAGGGAAACAUUUCUUAUUGGUGGAGAAAACAUUACAGACCAGUUUGGUCCUCUGGCCUGCAGGAGUACUCUCUGAUUUCCUCAAGCUGGAUUAAGGUUACCCAGCGUUUUCCUUUACUAUGUACAGUAUGCUCUACAGAAGUGUGAUUAUACUUCAUAAAAGACAGACAAACCACUGUGUUUAUGGCACAAUUCCAAAGGCCUGGAUCACUGAGGAGAUUGUGUACUUAUGAAAUUUGAGAGAAAUGGGGUGCCACUAAGUAAUGCCAAACUAUACAUCAGUGUUAGAGGAGACUUCAGAAAUCAGCAAAGACACAUGUUUUUUCUGUUACUGAAAUGUGCUGUCAAAUCCACCAUUAUUAUAAAUUAUACCCAGUAUCCCAGCGUUUCUUAUCACCUUAUUCAAUUUAUUGAUUCAGUUAAUCUCUAGAUUAGUAGGGUCAGGUGUUUUUGGAUGAGGGGAAAUUUCUAAAUAUGUUGGGCAGUGGGUCCCCAGGUUGAGAAAUCCUACUCUAUCAAACCAGCUUGGAUCACUCUUUGAGGCUUGUAGGGCUGGGACAUUUUAUUUGUUUGACUUUAAAAGGAGGAUACAGCAUGUUUUUAACCUAAAUACACAAAAUGUACAGUCAAAUAUGCUAGACUAAUGUACAUAUAUGUGACCAGCACUCUUGAAAUAUUGAAGCAAUGAGGAGAAAACCCCUGUACACUAUAUAUACACUAUAUAAGUUUUCUGUAAUGAUAUUAAAACUUAUAAUUAAAAUCAUUAAUCAUUAUGUAAAAAUGCGGUUCAGUUUCUCUUUUUAAAAUAAACAGUGAGAGUUGGCUGAAUUACCUGUCGUUUGUUACCAAGUGUAUGUCCACUUAGUUGUACUUAUAAAUGUAUUGUUAUAGUAUAAAUAAAAUAUAUAUGUUGGAAGUCC
Messenger RNA from Pangasianodon hypophthalmus (striped catfish), 13399 nucleotides. Its product is annotated as gephyrin. The coding region runs from base 252 to 2789 and encodes 845 amino acids. NCBI's taxonomy places the organism in Eukaryota, Metazoa, Chordata, Actinopteri, Siluriformes, Pangasiidae. Gene Ontology annotation, biological process: Mo-molybdopterin cofactor biosynthetic process; establishment of synaptic specificity at neuromuscular junction; glycine receptor clustering. The transcript has 26 exons. Gene Ontology annotation, molecular function: molybdopterin molybdotransferase activity. The record is from RefSeq and is a predicted model, not a curated record. Gene Ontology annotation, cellular component: postsynaptic specialization; cytoplasm; cytosol.